AUGUGGCUACAUAGCUCCAAAGUUUGUACUAGUGGUGGUCGCUCUCGAAUUGCUCUGCGUCUCUAUCACCCCAAAUGCGCGACUCUACCCGCAACUAUUUGUGAGAAAACUGGAGACAACCACGUCUUUACAUUGGAUCGCCAACGCGCGUGGCGCCAUCUGCUAGCCCGUCCAAACCACACAUUGGUGAAGCUCAGACCGGCUGGUCACUUUGAUCUUGUGGAUGAAUUCCAGAUUGGGCUGGUCCAGGGCUCCCCAGUGAGCAUUGGCUAUCAGCUGGUUUUGGAAAGAAAUGCCCUCCUCCGUGUGACUCUCCCCGGAGCUGUCCUAUGGCUGUUGCGGAGAGAUUACCAACCCCGAUUCGUGAAUCGUGAUGAUGGAGAGAUUGGAGAAGUUCAUAGAGAGAGACGCACUUGCAAAGUUGCACCUCCUGUCAGUCAAUGGACGGGGAUUCCCAGGGUCCUUGCAGAAACAGCUCUGACUGUGGAAGAGUUCUUUUGUGCUAGACCAUUUAUUCGAGGCUCUCUAAGAGGAAUCACUUGGACACAACUAGCGAUUAAAUGGGCUCUCAAUGGGAAGCUACCUUUCAGACUGCCGGAGGGUUCCAACUCGGUUCAAAGCUUCCAGUAA
Molecule: messenger RNA, 630 nt
Organism: Puccinia graminis f. sp. tritici CRL 75-36-700-3
Lineage: Eukaryota; Fungi; Basidiomycota; Pucciniomycetes; Pucciniales; Pucciniaceae
Exons: 1
Coding region: 1-630 (209 amino acids)
Source: RefSeq, a predicted model, not a curated record